Messenger RNA from Hydatigera taeniaeformis, 1041 nucleotides. Lineage: Eukaryota; Metazoa; Platyhelminthes; Cestoda; Cyclophyllidea; Taeniidae. The record is from the annotation of a GenBank genome assembly.
AUGCAGCGUCCUGCUAUCAAAUUCACCCAAAUCUUCAUUAACAACAAAUUUGUCAACAGUCUGUCGGGUAAGACAUUUGGAGUGGUGGAUCCGUCAACGGAAAAGGAGGUGUGUUGUGUGGCGGAAGGGGACGCGGCCGACAUUGAUAGUGCAGUGAAAGCGGCUAGGGCGGCCUUUCUUCGUGAUUCACCAUGGCGUUGCAUGGAUGCUUCGCAGCGUGGUCGACUGCUUUAUCGUCUGGCCGACGCCCUCGCUGCCAACGUAGACUACCUCAGUCAGUUGGAGGCCUUGGAUGCUGGCAAACCUUUGGAAUCGGCUCGGGGAGAUGUGGAUUUCGCCAUAGACACCGUUCGCUACUAUGCGGGUUAUGCGGAUAAAAUCCAUGGCAAGGUGAUUCCUUGCAACGGGGACGUCAUUUGCUACACCCGGAGGGAGCCAGUUGGGGUGGUGGGGGCCAUAAUUCCCUGGAAUUACCCGCUGGAUUUGAUUGCGAUGAAGGUGGCGCCAGCGUUGUGCGCUGGGUGCUGCAUUAUUGUCAAACCAGCCGAGGAGACUCCACUUAGCGCACUCUUCUUUGCGCAUUUGGUUGAACAAAUAGGGUUUCCGCCGGGUGUGGUGAACGUGGUUCCGGGUUUUGGUGAAACGGCCGGUGCCGCGUUGGCGAGUCACCCUGAGGUGGACGCAGUGACUUUUACGGGCAGUACUGCUGUGGGUCACUCGGUUAUGCUUGCUGGUGCCGGUACUUUUAAGCGUGUUAAUCUGGAACUGGGCGGCAAGUCACCGCUUAUAAUCUUUGCCGAUGCCGACCUUGAUAAGGCUGCAUCGGUGGCAUUUGAGGGCGUGAUGGAAAAUGCGGGGCAGUGUUGUGUUGCAGCUACUCGCACUUUUGUGGAGGCGUCCGUAUAUGAGGAGAUGUUGGAACGUUUUAAGCGGCUUGCAGAACAGCGCGUUGUCGGUGAUCCGUUCAACUCUGGAGUUGGACAGUCACAGCCACAGCCGUAUCUUUUUUCCUCGGCUUCAGCAACUAGUGAUGAGGUAUAG